GCGCGUGCUGAGCCCUCCCGCGUGCCGUCCUUACCCGGCCUGCCCCGCGCGGCCGCCCCCGGAAGUGGACUUCGCCUCCUCAGAAGCGGUGCGUCAGUGCCCGAGGCUCGUGUGUCUGCGGCCGCAGCGCUUGGCGCCGGAGCUCGAGGGGCGGGCCGGCUGCCGCCAUGGCCGGGAGUCAGGACAUGUUCGAAGCCAUCGUGAUGGCGGAUGAGAGGUUUCACGGGGAAGGUUAUCAGGAAGGCUAUGAAAAAGGAAGUAGUUUGGGCAUGAUUGAAGGAAGACAGUAUGGCACGUUACAUGGAGCUAAAAUCGGAUCCGAGAUCGGGUGCUACCAAGGUUUUGCUUUUGCUUGGAGAUGUCUCCUGCACGGCUGCACCACUGAGAAGGACAGCAAAAAGAUGAAGGUCUUAGAAUCGUUGAUUGGAAUGAUUCAGAAAUUCCCUUAUGAUGAUCCUACUUACGAUAAACUUCAUGAAGACUUAGACAGAAUUAGAGGGAAAUUUAAGCAGCUUUGUUCAUUACUAAACGUCCAUCCCGACUUUAAAGUUAGUGCAGAAGGUUCCGGACUUUCAUUUUGAGGAUGACAGACGCACAAAGACGAAACAUCAGGGAACAGAUGUUUCCUCUCCCACGCCAGGUGUCAGCCAGAGCAGCCGGCCGCCACUUCCUCUCCCCCAUCCCGCGGGGCCGAGCUGCCUCAUCGAUCAUCUUCAGGGCCCCUGGACAGCGGACUUGACCUGUGCCAGCCUGGCUCCUUCUUGGAGGAUGAGACCCAGUUUCCAGGACCCCUUGGUCACCCAAGACAGAUGUUCUGGAUUCCAGUACAGACAGAGCCCCUGUUCGCGUCACAACCACUCUGCUCCUGUGAUGCCACCUCCAGCGAUGGGGUCCGGGGAGCUUGCUCUUCUGGCUGAUGAGACGGUGGAGGACACCCGAGGGCUUCUGGGAAAGGUCACAUCACUCUUGAGAGAGAUGGUAUCUCUUUUGGAAGUUGUGCUGUGGGGAUGCGACACCUGGAAUUAUGACAGGCAGCUUGCAAGCAGCUACGGAUGAAGCCAGACCUGGGCAUGGCAGAGCCCAGCCAGAGAGGACCCAGCCCGAGGACAUUGCCGAGCAGCUGUGCUGACUGACCCCCGGGAGGCGCUCUGCUUGCCAGCCUCGGUUAUAGGAGCUGAUGAACGCCCUAGUUCAAGGCCACUUCGGUAGGGCUUCCAUUGUCAGCAGGCGAAGGGAUCCUGCUUGCCCUCCCCCCACCCCACCCCACCCCACCCCACCCCUUCCUGUGCAGGUACACCUCACCUGGUCCUGCUGGAUAUUAACCCUUGUUGGAUUUCACCCCUUUCCAGGGGCUCGUAGAUUUCCCACGGCUCUGGCCUACUUGCUCUGCCCUGUCGGAAAUUCCCAGCAUAUUUUGUGCCAUAUUAUUAGUCAGCUGGGGCUGCCAUAGCGAAUGCCGCACAGUGGGUGCCUAAAACAACAGGCAUUCACUGUCUCCCAGUCCUGGAGGCUGGAAUCUGAGAUCCAGGUGUGGGCAGGGCCGGUUCCUCCUGAGGCCUCUGUCCUCGGCGUGUAGACGGCUGUCUUCUCCCUGUGUCCUCACACAGUCGUCCCUGUGUGUGUCGGUGUUGCUUUAAGGACUCCAGCCCUGUUGGAUUGGGGCCCACCUUGAUGACCUCCUUAAAGGCCCCAUCUCCAAAUAUAGUCACAUUCUAGGUUCUGAGGGGCAGGACUCCAACAUGAAUUUUGGUGGGGACAUAAUUCAGCCAUAGGGUGAAUACAGGGUGGCCUGUAAUAGCCACCCUGUCUGGCUGACUGGACGGACUUAACUUGGGAGAGAAGAAGGCCAUUUCACUUAAAAGUUGAAGUUACUUUGGGACUUCCCUCGUGGCGCAGUGGUUGAGAAUCCGCCUGCCAGUGCAGGGGACAUGGGUUUCAGCCCUGGUCCGGGAAGAUCACACAUGGCGCGGAGCAACGAAGCCCGUGCGCCACAACUAUUGAGCCUGUGCUCUAGAGCCCACGAGCCACAACUACUGAGCCCGCGUGCCUAGAGCCCGUGCUCUGCAACAAGAGAAGCCACUGCAAUGAGAAGCCUGCGCACCGCCACGAAGACCCAACGCAGCCAAAAAUAAAUAGAUAAAUAAAUAAAUUUUAUU
Balaenoptera musculus (blue whale) is the source of this 2156-nucleotide messenger RNA. RefSeq names its product LTO1 maturation factor of ABCE1 (gene LTO1). The transcript is spliced from 6 exons. Bases 168 to 581 code for a protein of 137 amino acids. The record is from RefSeq and is a predicted model, not a curated record. NCBI's taxonomy places the organism in Eukaryota, Metazoa, Chordata, Mammalia, Artiodactyla, Balaenopteridae.